AUGAUAAAACCCUAUGAGGGUUCUACUGGGUUGUCUGGACCGGGUCGGGUAUCAAGUCAACUCGGAUCUGGGCCUGGAUCAAAUUUGGGCUCCGGUUGUGAACUCCAAUACGAUCCUGAGAUCGAGAAAACCGCUCGCAAGUUAAGAAAAGAAACUAACUUGCGCAGCAGACAAGAUUCUUUUUCUUCAUCCCCUGAAUCGAAAUCUGCACUCAACUUGGUUGAUUCAUCCAGCGAUUCUGAAAUAGAAGGAACAAUGGCCAACGAAGAAAGAACUCUAAGAGAAUUGGCUGCACCAAAUAUGAAUCAACAACCUCUUGACAUUGACUACCCAACUUUGGAGGUAGCUUUUGAAUUAAAAUAUGGUUUGAUUCAUUUGUUGCUUACUUUUCAUGGACUUGAGAAUAAAGACCCUCACAAGCAUUUGAAGGAAUUCCACGCGAUAUGUUCAAGUAUGAGACCGCAAGGAGUGACUGAAGAAGUCGCUAGCAUUCGAAGGGAGAUAUGUGGAAUAAAACAAAAAGAUACUGAGACCCUUCAUGAGUAUUGGGAAAGAUUCAAACGACUGUGUGCAAGCUGCCCUCAACAUGGGAUUUCUGAGCAACUUCUCAUCCAAUAUUUCUAUGAAGGACUACUACCCAUGGAGAGGAAGAUGAUAGAUGCAGCUAGUGGAGGUGCCAUAGUGAAUAAGACUCCUCGCGAUGCUAGGGAAUUGACCUCCAACAUGGCCGCCAAUUCACAACAAUUUGACUUUAGGCAAGACACAUCUUCAAUAAGGGUGAAUAAGCAAGUGAAAGCUUGUGGGAUAUGUGUUGUGAUUGGUUACCCAACUGACAUGUGCCCUACACUUCAAGAUGAUUCUCAUGAGUACACCAAUGCAGAUGGAAGGUUUACAGACCCACCACAAAGGAAGUAUGAUCCUUACUUAAAUAUCUAUAAUCUAGGAUGGAGGGAUCAUCCUAACCUUAGCUAUGGACCAAGACCAUCGCAAUUCCAUCUUUUUCCACCUGAACAGUCUUCUUCAAAGCCAUGUAUGUCUCUAGAAGAAAUUGUCAAAUCACUUGCAACUAAUACACAACAAUUUCAGCAAGAGACAAGAACAAUCAUACAAAAUUUGGAUAACCAAAUUAGUCAAUUGGCAUCUUCCGUGAGCCAGUUAGAAUCCCAAGGUAAGCCAUAUUCACAAACCAUUGUUAAUCCAAAGCAAAAUGCUAAUACAAUCGCAUUGAGAAGCGAGAAGAAGUUGAAGGAACCUAGUCCAUUGGCACAUGGGAGAGCCUUAGAGGAAGAAACUGAAAAGGAAGUUGUUGCUCCCCAGACUAAAAAAGACCAACACAAAGCACUAGAAAGCGAACAACCGAAGGCAUUAGUCAUAAAUCCUCCUUUUCCCGCUAGAUUCACUAAUUUCAAGAAACAAGCAGAAGAGAAAGAGAUUCUUGAGACAUUUCGCAAGAUCGAGGUAAAUAUUCCUUUACUUGAUGCAAUUAAACAAGUACCUCGAUAUACUAAAUUUGUUAAAGAAUUGUGCACCAACAACAGAAAGCUCAAGGGUAAUGAAAAGGAUUGA
Hibiscus syriacus is the source of this 1566-nucleotide messenger RNA. RefSeq lists its product as uncharacterized. Lineage: Eukaryota; Viridiplantae; Streptophyta; Magnoliopsida; Malvales; Malvaceae. The transcript is spliced from 5 exons. The coding region runs from base 1 to 1566 and encodes 521 amino acids. The record is from RefSeq and is a predicted model, not a curated record.